Messenger RNA from Nerophis ophidion (straightnose pipefish), 1921 nucleotides. It is a transcript of the gene etv6, whose product is annotated as ETS variant transcription factor 6. Gene Ontology annotation, molecular function: sequence-specific DNA binding; DNA-binding transcription factor activity, RNA polymerase II-specific. Gene Ontology annotation, biological process: cell differentiation; regulation of transcription by RNA polymerase II. The coding region runs from base 233 to 1636 and encodes 467 amino acids. The record is from RefSeq and is a predicted model, not a curated record. NCBI's taxonomy places the organism in Eukaryota, Metazoa, Chordata, Actinopteri, Syngnathiformes, Syngnathidae. Gene Ontology annotation, cellular component: nucleus. The transcript is spliced from 8 exons.
ACACACGUCCGGAUCAAUGAGAGAGGGUGCGCGCGCGCGUGCGUGCGCGUCGUCGCUCUUCCCGGAAGAGCUUUUUUACAGUAUUAACGUGCGCGCCGCCGACAUGCCAGGGAAAAGACACGCGCCGAGACAAAAGAAGUUUCUUGUCCACGCCAUGGCGCGACGCGACACAUAAGGAAAGAGGAUACGACGCCACGCGGAAAAGACAACAAAGGACACUUGGAAGUUGAACAUGUCGGAAUCUUCCACGGCGGCGACCAAGCAGGAGAGGCGCUCUUUCAGUCCUUCCGCCAACCCGCUGCCAAACUCCACUUCCUCCCCCGUCCAUGCUCCCGCCGCCAGGCCAGCCAGCCGGAUGGAGGACAAGCCGCCCAGGCUGCCGGCACACCUGCGUCUGCAGCCGGUGCUGUGGGGCCGGGAGGACGUGGCGCAGUGGCUGCGGUGGGCGGAGAAGGAGUUUGCGCUGCGACCCAUCACCAGCGGAUCCUUCCAGAUGAACGGCAAAGCUCUGCUGCUGCUCACCAAGGAGGACUUCCGCUACCGCUCCCCCCACUCCGGCGACGUGUUGUACGAGCUGCUGCAGCACAUCCUGAAGCAGAGGAAGCCCCACGUCUUCUACCCCUCCGGCUAUUUCCCCGGAAACUCCUUCCACCUGCUGCCCGAGAGCAGCACGAUGCACCUCAAGCUCGAAGAGACGGUACGACGGGCGCCAUGCGCGACAGAGCCACUCCCGCAGCAUCCGCCGACCAUCGAGUUGCGACACCGCUCCCGCUCGCCGCACCACCCGGCGCCGCGGCAGUCCCCGCCGGAGCAGAGUCACCCGCGGGCCGGCGCCGAGGACCACCUGCAGUCCUUCUCGCAGCUGCCGGACAGCAACCACCACCUGCCCGAGGACGCGUACCCUCUGGCGCUCUCCCCGCCCGCCCCCAACGGCCGCUGCGCCACCCCCAGAGAGGCCGGCAGCCCGGGCAGCCAGGAGGCGGGCCCUCCUCGUGUCAUCCAGCUCAUGCCCAGCGCCAUCAUGAACCCGCUCUUCCCGGGCGCCGGACGGAGCGCCGGCGCCGUGGACUUCAGGCACGGCCGUGGCGGGCCCCAGGCGGCGCUUGAGAACGGCCGGGAGGGGAAGGUGCACGGCCACCAGAUGACGACGGCCCAGCAGCCGCACCAUCUCUUGCACCACCAGCAGCACCACCACCAGCAGCAGCAACAGGAGGAGGCGCUCUACAGGAACAUCAUCAUGCCCGUGUCGCCCCCGGAGGAGCCGCAGAUUCCACUGGGCCGCAUCGCAGACUGCAGACUACUGUGGGACUAUGUCUACCAGCUCCUGUCAGACAGCCGCUACGAGAACUACAUCCGCUGGGAGGACCCCGAGAGCAAAGUCUUUCGCAUCAUGGACCCCAACGGCCUGGCCAGACUGUGGGGGAACCACAAGAACAGGACCAACAUGACCUACGAGAAGAUGUCCCGAGCACUGAGACACUACUACAAACUCAACAUCAUCAGGAAAGAACCGGGACAGAGACUCCUUUUCAGGUUCAUGAAGACUCCCGACGAGAUCAUGAACGGCCAGACAGAGCGACUGGAGCACUUGGACUCGGACACGGACGAACAGAUCUACAUCAAGGAGGAAUGCUGAGGAACUCUGGGAACUUUCUAGCACUGCAGCCACAGCCGCCGAUGCCUUCUUACAAGCAGCUUCAACAAUCACACACCUUUGCUUUGUCGCCAUCUCUCAAACACGGCCUGGCCUUCACAACACCUUUUUAUUUUUCAACAAACUGCAAAAGCAAACAAAUCACUUUGUGCUUUCAUUUCUCUACAUGCAUUAUAAUUUGUGUGUGUGUGUGUAUGUGUGUGCGUGUGUAUGCGGAGUGAGCUUUUUGUUUAGUUGUGAUUAAACUGUACAUUUGAUUUGAAGAAA